This is a messenger RNA of Medicago truncatula (barrel medic), 1055 nucleotides long. RefSeq lists its product as uncharacterized. Lineage: Eukaryota; Viridiplantae; Streptophyta; Magnoliopsida; Fabales; Fabaceae. Bases 136 to 726 code for a protein of 196 amino acids. The record is from RefSeq and is a predicted model, not a curated record. The transcript has 8 exons.
UUGGGAUUUUUCUCUCUUACAGUCAAGCUGAAGUUAAAUUGCGCUUUUUCUCUCUCUAGUUUUUGGCUCCAACUCAAUUCUCCGUCUCUCUUUCUCUCUCCUCCUCCUUCGUACGUUCUUGAAAGAGAAGAAUUAAUGGAGAGUGGCAAGAAUCAGAUCACUGAAGCUGGUUCACUUGGACACGGGGAUAUGAUACAUGUCAAGCUUCCCGGUGGCUCUUGGUGGCCUGCACAGGUUGUUAAUGAUGAGGCAAUCCUUCAGAGCUUUCAACCUAGAAAGUGUCGCACAGGGGAAGUCCUUGUCCGGAUCUAUGGAAGCCAAGAAUUCUUGAAUGUGAAUCCCGUUAGAUCCUGUUCUGAGUUUGAGUUGAUUCUCAAGAACAAUAAUGCGGAUCUUAGAAAAAUACUCGAGGAAGGUCUUCAAAAGGACCUUCCUAGCUCAAAGAAUAAGCCAGCAUCGAAGGCCAAAGGAAUGCCAAGUGAAAAAACUGAUAGCAAGUCAAAAUCCAACAAGAAAGUUGAGGAGCAGACUCCAGCCAAGCGCCAAAAACAAAAUAAGGAGUCGAAGGAUGGUGAUCUUGCUAGCCCAAGCUGUGAAACAACAGCCUCUGGAAAGCUCCAAGAGCUGAGUUCUCGGAGGAUAAGAGUGAUGCAAAGCCUGGGUCUCGUUGCUCCACUUGGAUCACCAUUCACCAAAGAUAGGCGUAAUUGCAACAAAAUCCCAUGAUUACGGGGAUGGAAAAUUGUUUGCAUGUGAAGAACUUGCGUAAAUGCAUUCUCUUUUAAUAGAACAUGCACAUGCUCAUUUAGUCAAAUACCUUGUUAAGGAGUGUUUAAUCUGCAGUUUCGAAGUUUCUUAUUCAAGCACAUGGAAGUAAUUGUCCAUUGGGACAAAAAUGCUCAGCAACAUUUAUGAGUUUAGUUAGGUGGUCUACCAUUGACUUUUGCAUGCUAGUUUCUGAUUUCUUAAGUUGGAAGUUUAUGGGUUAUAUGUCUCGUGUGAUUUGCGACAACUUUUUACUGCUCUUUUACACCUGCUAGUGCUUGUUUUGGGGA